AUGAAGCACCUCAAAGUUGCCAUCGGGGUGAUCGCCCUCGUGAUUACUCAAACGGCUGCCGUUCCUCAGGCUAGUAUUGCUGCUGAGAAUACUCUCUGCGGUCCUGGUCUCGGAAGUUGUGUUGGGGGAUGCUGCUCUGAGUUUGGUCAUUGUGGUACUACCACGCAAUACUGCUCAGGAUCGCAAUGCCAGCUCGACUACAGCGACUCCUGCGACACACAAGUCGGCCCUGGUGGAAGAAGCACUGAAAGCAUCGAUCGGCCUUUCUUUGGCGACGUCCCAUACGCGGAGACUAUCACUGAGUGUGACUCUCCGGGUCUUGUUGCUUUGACAUUCGAUGACGGACCCUACGAGUACACGAACCAGCUGCUUGAUCUCCUCGACGAAUACAAAGUCAAGGCCACAUUCUUCAUAGCCGGACACAACAGAGGCAAGGGCCGCAUUGAUGACGAGUCUACAGGGUAUCCAAGAGUUCUGCGGCGCAUGCGAAACGCCGGGCAUCAGCUGGCCAGCCACACUUGGACUCAUCGCAACCUUAACGGUGUCAGCGAACAUGUCCAAAGAACAGAAAUGAUCUACAACGAGAUGGCCUUUCGCAACAUCUUUGGCUUCGUCCCGACAUACAUGCGUCCGCCUUUCCUGGACACCAAUCUGGAUACCAAAGAUUAUGAAAACGACGACCCUGUGCUGAUCCAAAAGUCCAAGGACAAGUUUUUCUCUAUGCAAUCGUCUGAUGAGACAGAUCACAGUUACAUCGUUCUUGCACACGACGUGCAUUAUCAGACCGUGGUGACGCUUGCCAAAUACAUGAUUGAAACCUCCAGGGAGCGAGGGUACAAGCUGGUGACAGUUGGCGAGUGCCUUGGCGAUCCUCCUGAGAACUGGUAUCGUUUGGCUCCCUCUAGGCGCGGGUUGGACACCUAUCAGGAGAUACCACCGGUAAACGACACAAAUCAGGAGUUGCCGCCUGUAAACAACGACACAAAUCCAUGGACGCCACCUGGAAACAACACAAAUCCAUGGGCGCCGCCGGAGAAUAAUACAAACCCAUGGACGCCACCGGAGAACAAUACAAAUCCAUGGACGCCGCCGAUAAACAACACCGACCCCGGCGAGACGCCAAAGCUCAAUGUCUCAACGGACCAGAGAUGUGGCGUCGAACAUGGGAACACCACUUGCAAGGACUCUCUCUUUGGUGACUGCUGUUCAUAUUUCGGUUACUGUGGAAGAAGCGAUGAUUAUUGUAUCACAAGCUGUGAUCGCAAUUUUGGAGUCUGCAAUCUUCCACUUGGCGACGACAAAGUACAGGCACCCAUUCACGAUACAACAAACGGCCUUUGCGGAAGAGCCCAUACAGCUACGUGUCUUCACUUUGGGAAAAAGAAGUGCUGUUCCCAGUGGGGCUUUUGCGGCAAUAGCGAAGAUCAUUGUCUCAAGGGAUGUCAAAAGGGCUAUGGUCUUUGCUUCACUUCAGGUAAUUUCACUGAGGUGUGA
Messenger RNA from Trichoderma breve, 1494 nucleotides. Its product is annotated as polysaccharide deacetylase domain-containing protein. The record is from RefSeq and is a predicted model, not a curated record. The transcript has 6 exons. Lineage: Eukaryota; Fungi; Ascomycota; Sordariomycetes; Hypocreales; Hypocreaceae. Gene Ontology annotation, molecular function: hydrolase activity, acting on carbon-nitrogen (but not peptide) bonds; chitin binding. Bases 1 to 1494 code for a protein of 497 amino acids. Gene Ontology annotation, biological process: carbohydrate metabolic process.